CAGCUACUUGACACACUUCCAAUACUUUAUUAAGUUCAGUUUUGCUUACCUGAAUAUGUUGUAUCUAAAAUAUGAUUUCGAAAUGUAAUUUUCUAAGCACAUUUCAAUAAACAUCUGCCUUUAGUCACGUACAUAGGGAUAUAAUUUAACACACUUUUGUUUCAAUUGAAUAACAAUUCAUAAAACAAUACAAUAAAAAUUUUACUAAUUGUUUGCUAACUAAGAGAUAAACACUCAUCAUUUGUAAUGAUGAUGCAAAUGAUAAUGACUUUUGUGAAAAACAAAGAGGCAUCCAUCAUGGAACUCAGUCUACUUAUCCAAACAUGUUUCAUGUUGGUGAUUUUAUCCCUGAUGGAUCGGGCAGUUGGAGGUGGUCAUCGAAGAAAAUCAAAAAUUGAGGGAAAGUUGAAAGGUGGGAUUUCAACAUGUAAACCACAAGGUGAUCAAAGAAAAGCUAAGGGCAUUCUGGGAUUCAAUCGUACGUUCGUAAUGUACUCUAGUAAGGAUACAGAUGUCCCUCUUAGUGGUUUAACGCCUUCUGAAGAAAUUCAAAAGCACCAUGGCUACUUUGGCCGAGAUAGAGAUGAAAUUGUAGAGUAUGCCAAAUACUUUCUGAGAUAUGUAGAAGAGCACUAUGGCAUAACCUUUCCUGAUCCAAAGGAAGAUGACUUGAUUAAUGGGGAGACAAUUCUCACCAAAGGUUUGAUGUUGAAAGGAUUUGCAGAUCCUUUAGGAGAAUUUCAACUUAUGUUUGAAUCGAAUGGUGAAGAUGUUGUUACAUAUGUUAACCCUCCUCCGUGUUCAGCAGGUGGAUAUAAACUUCAAUUCUUAAAUGACUACAAAUUAAGUUAUUGCCAAGGAGUGAUACCAGCUGGAAGCUCCCUUCUAUACAUUGAUGUCAUAUGUAACACAACUAAAUACUGUGGCCUUGAAGAUCAGAUCAGCUUCACACUAAAUCC
Molecule: messenger RNA, 959 nt
Organism: Owenia fusiformis
Lineage: Eukaryota; Metazoa; Annelida; Polychaeta; Sabellida; Oweniidae
Source: the annotation of a GenBank genome assembly